Molecule: messenger RNA, 3501 nt
Organism: Hemibagrus wyckioides
Lineage: Eukaryota; Metazoa; Chordata; Actinopteri; Siluriformes; Bagridae
Product: monocarboxylate transporter 7
Biological process (GO): monocarboxylic acid transport; transmembrane transport
Molecular function (GO): monocarboxylic acid transmembrane transporter activity
Source: RefSeq, a predicted model, not a curated record
CCAAUCCUCACAGUCCACACAGCUGUAACCUCCUAUCAGGCAGGCAGCAUUUUUUUUAACAGCAACUCCACACACCACAUGUACUCUUAGCUGAGAGAACACAGCAUUGGCAGACCACCAACAAAGUGUGUUUAUUAUCCUUAAUCUGGAAAACAGUAUUGACAUCACUGAUCAUGGUAUUGUGGAUCUUCAGAUCAGGAGGUUGCCUGGGACCUAAAGUAUAUUCCGAGGUACCAGAUGGUGGCUGGGGUUGGAUUGUGGCUGUGGCCUUUUUUAUUGUCGAGGUCUUCACGUACGGAGUCAUUAAAAGCUUUGGCAUAUUCCUCAAUGAUCUGAUGUGCGAGUUUAAUGAAACCAACAGUCGAGUUUCAUGGAUAAUCUCAAUAUGCGUGUUUGUAAUGACUUUUACAGCACCAUUGUCCACUGGGCUGAGCAACAGAUUUGGCUACCAGCCUGUUGUGAUCCUCGGAGGAUUCCUAACUUGCCUGGGAACAAUAUGCACUGCAUUCACCAGCUGCAUAAAUCAAAUUUACAUCACAAUCGGGAUUGUUUCAGGACUCGGUUACUGUUUGACAUUUCUUCCGACUGUCACCAUCUUGUCCCAGUACUUCAGUAGACGUCGGUCCUUGGUCACUGCCAUGGCCUCCACAGGAGAAUCUUUCGCCAUAUUUGCAUUUGGACCAGCGUUUACUGCACUUAAGACACAUAUUGGCUGGAGAUACACAAUGGUGGUGCUUGGAAUAUUACAGGGUACCAUCCUGGUCUGUGGACUUCUGCUUCGCCCCACGAUAAUCAAGCCAGAGACUACAGAAUGUUUAACCAAACCACUGAGAAAGCAGGAAAUCGAGGACUCUCCCACUGAUACUGAGUUUAGUGGCUCCAUGAGCUCCAGAGGCUCUGGGGUGCAGUCAUUCGAGGAGCUGGAACAGAGCCUCCAAACAGGGGGACAACAAAAAGAUGGAGACACAUUGCAAACUCCUCAAUGUCAACAGGAUAUAAAAAGGUUUUGCAGAAACAAACUCCUGGACCUUUCUGUGUUAAAGGAAGGCAGCUUCUUAUGUUAUGCUAUGUUUGGUCUUUUUGCAACACUGGGUUUCUUUGCCCCACACUUAUAUGUGGUGGAGCUCAGUGUGAGUAUGGGAACUGAAAGGGACAAGGCAGCCUACAUGCUGUCAAUAGUAGCAGUGGCCGAGAUCUUUGGACGUCUCUCCAUUGGCUGGAUAAUGAGCUGUGGCUGCAUUAGGAAGAUAUUUGUCCUAUUUGGAUGUGUGUUUCUGAUAUGUCUAGUGUUAAUGCUCUUCACAGUAGUAGACGGCUUAUGGGGCCUGGCUGUCUGCUGUGUAUUGUAUGGUUUCCUGUUUGGCAAUAUUGCAUCCACACACAUUCCCAUGCUGGCUGAGGAUGACGUAGUGGGCAUAGACAGAAUGCCCUUAGCUGUAGGGGUCUAUGUAUGCAUCCAGAGCUUUGCAGGACUUGCUGGGCCACCUUUAGGAGGUUUCUUGGUGGACAUUACACAGAAGUAUAGCUCUGCCUUUUACUCCUGUGCUGCUGGUACAGGAUUGGGUGCACUCUUUCUUGCGCUGGUACGUCCAGUGAAGACAGGUUUUCUGUGCACAAAGAAAGACCAGCACUUGCCAAAACAGCCUUUGUUGCUGAGCAAGGGUCAGAAUAAAGUCAUGCCAGAGGAAUUUAUAAAGGUGGACAUUCUACCUAACUCACAAGGUUAUUCCUGGAAAAAAAAAAAAUUCUCUUUGGGCUUGGCAAAGGUGGCGAGGGUGUGGAUGUCUGAGCAUCAAGCUGCAUGUCACAUUGAGGCCAAACUGAGGUAAAUCUAAUUCAUCACUUAUAUUCAAAAACAAUAAGAAUAGAAGAAACAGGCAAAACCCUAGCCUUACACCCAUCACACAUUCACAAUGUGUGAUGUACUUAGAAUAUUUAUAUAGUAGUAGUUUGUUUAGGAUGUUGUUGGUUUUUUUUUUUAUUAUUCUGUCCAGAGAGUGUGAUACAAACCACCUUAAUGUCCUAAAUCAUAUAUUCAGCCAUAUCAGUUGCAGGUAAGAUUUCAGAUUGGCCAGGAAGUCCACUCUAUAUGUCCAGUCAUAUACAACAAUUAUUUUUAACUACAGAGUUCUUGUUGAGGGCCCACAUUGUUCUCCAAUAGUUGAUGUAUUGGAGAUAAACUAUCCCUGAAACUGAAAAUGUGUUGAAUCAUGUGAUAAAUGCAGCUGAAAAACCCUUUACAAUGUAAUGGGACUGAAAACAGUUUAAUUUUUUUUUUUCUAUAGGGACAACUGCACUGGAUACUAGUUACAGAAUACUAAGACCUAUUAGACUUAUUAGAGUUAUUUUAAAGGUAGGCAAUUGUAACCUAAUGUGGAUUAAUAAUUAGUUUAAAUACAAAAUAUGCAGAAUCUAAAUUCACAUCUCAAUGAGCAAAUAAUUACUUUUUUAGUGGAUAUCAUUUUAUUUAGAACUUAAUUAUAUUGCCUAAACCCAAGCUACCUAUUUUUUUUCAGUUAGAUAAUAACUUGCCAUAUUACAGUGUUUUAUAAAGUAAGAUUAAAAGGUUUCAUUAUCUAUAAAUACAAGAUAAAUAAUUUGGGGAGUAAAUAAGAUUCGAGGGGAGAAGCUGUCAUGCUGUUUAUAUGUCCAGUGCUAGUUUUGCUAAGUGAAAAAUUACAUAGAUAUACUUUGCAGGACUUCAUGUUCUACGGUCAGUUUCCUUUUGGGAUGUGGUCAGAGUCACUCUAGUUGAGCAAAUACUUUUUAUUUCAGAAGUUAAAAAAAGGAAAGUUGUUUUAUUUGUACACUAGAUAGCGUAUAGGAGAGAAUGAAGAGCUCUCUCUCUCUUUCCCUUCUCUAUGGGGCCAAUGAUUCCCUAACUACUUAACUGUCUAUAACUCCAUACUGAAAGAAGAGAUGAUGAUUAUAAUGAAGACAAAAUGCAAAAUGAGUUUAUUCUUUUAUUUGGCAUUGCAUUUAUACCACUGUAAUAUCUCUUGCCCAAGAAAUGUAAGAAAAUGAGAAAAGUCUGACAAUUUCCCUAGAUCUUCUCUUGUUUAAUAUAUUAUGUGAUACUUGGUGUCCCUUUGACCCUGCUGGAGAUUCACUAUACUACAAUGAAUAUGGAUCAUUACGGCACAAGUAGAAAAAAAAAGUGUAAUUCAAUUACAGUUUUAAAAUAAGAUGCAUGCAAGUGAUGGUAAACAUUGGAAGAGUUCAACAGCUUCACUAGCACACAGACAAACUGCAUGUAAUUUACUGGGUAUUAAUUGCAGUAUUAAGCCAGUUGUGAAACGACAAUCCACUUCAAAGCUUAUAGCAAAUGCAAGCACACUUUUACUAGUUCAUUUUUAUUUUGCUCUCAUUUAAUUUUACAUAACUUCUUUUUAUUCCUGAAGGAUUUUGUACAGCUACAGUGGCAUUAACCUCAUGUUUUUGGACCACUUAUCUCUCUUUCUUCCAAUGACAUGAUGUCGCUUCUAAGUUUAUAUUUAGGUG